GACGAGGACCUCACCUGCAAGACAUGACUCCCAUGUGGCUCUUCCUCUUCCUGCUGUCAGCUCCCAGAUGUGUCCAGUCCAAGGUGCAGCUGCAGGAGUUGGGACCAGGACUGGUGAAGCCCUCGCAGACCCUCUCCCUCACCUGCACUCUGUCUGGGGGCUCAGUCACCAGCAGUUACUGGUGGAGCUGGAUCCGCCAGCCCCCAGGGAAGGGGCUGGAGUGGAUUGGGGGCAUAUGGCAUGAUGGAGACACUAACUACAGCCCCUUGCUCAAGAGUCACACCAUCUCCAUAGACACGUCCAAGAACCUGUUCUCCCUGCAGCUGAGCUCCGUGACAACUGAGGACAUGUCCGUGUAUUACUGUGCCAGACACACAGUGAGGGAAAGUCAAU
Molecule: messenger RNA, 393 nt
Organism: Myotis brandtii (Brandt's bat)
Lineage: Eukaryota; Metazoa; Chordata; Mammalia; Chiroptera; Vespertilionidae
Product: putative V-set and immunoglobulin domain-containing-like protein IGHV4OR15-8
Biological process (GO): innate immune response; defense response to bacterium; phagocytosis, engulfment
Cellular component (GO): blood microparticle; immunoglobulin complex, circulating; external side of plasma membrane
Molecular function (GO): antigen binding; immunoglobulin receptor binding
Source: RefSeq, a predicted model, not a curated record